AUGAGUAAGCUAAACACAUCCAGCUCAGAAUUGGAUUUGGAUCGACCUAAUAUUGAAGACUAUCUCCCUUCUGGAUCCAUCCAAGAGCCCCGCGGCAAACUACGCCUGCGUGAUUUGCUCGACAUUUCGCCCACUCUAACUGAGGCAGCUGGUGCCAUUGUCGAUGACUCUUUCACUAGAUGCUUCAAGUCGAAUCCUCCGGAACCAUGGAACUGGAAUGUGUAUCUGUUUCCUUUGUGGUGUUUGGGAGUCGUAGUCAGAUAUGGGUUCCUUUUCCCGUUAAGGGUACUGGUACUAACAAUAGGAUGGAUAAUAUUUCUCUCAUGUUAUUUUCCUGUGCAUACCCUUUUGAAAGGGAAUGAUAAAUUAAGGAAAAAGUUAGAGAGGGGUCUAGUAGAAUUGAUUUGUAGCUUUUUUGUUGCUUCAUGGACGGGAGUCAUCAAGUACCAUGGUCCACAGCCCAGUAUGCGGCCAAGGCAGGUUUUUGUGGCAAAUCACACAUCAAUGAUUGAUUUCAUUGUUUUAGAACAAAUGACUGCAUUUGCAGUAAUUAUGCAGAAGCAUCCUGGUUGGGUUGGAUUAUUGCAAAGCACUAUUUUAGAAAGUUUAGGAUGCAUCUGGUUCAACCGUUCAGAGUCCAAGGAUCGUGGAAUUGUAGCCAGAAAGCUGCGGGAACAUGUUGAAGGGGCUGAUAAUAAUCCUCUUCUCAUAUUUCCUGAAGGAACUUGUGUGAACAACCAUUACACAGUGAUGUUCAAGAAGGGUGCAUUUGAACUUGGCUGCACUGUUUGUCCAAUUGCAAUCAAGUACAACAAGAUUUUUGUUGAUGCCUUUUGGAAUAGUAGAAAACAAUCCUUCACGACACACUUGUUGCAGCUCAUGACAUCAUGGGCUGUUGUUUGUGAUGUGUGGUACCUGGAGCCUCAGAAUCUGAAACCUGGAGAAACACCAAUUGAAUUUGCAGAGAGGGUGAGGGACAUUAUUUCUGUUCGGGCAGGCCUUAAGAAGGUUCCUUGGGAUGGAUAUUUGAAAUACUCUCGCCCUAGCCCUAAACAUCGUGAGCGGAAGCAACAAAGAUUUGCUGAGUCAGUGCUUCGUCGUCUGGAAGAGAAAUAG
Molecule: messenger RNA, 1116 nt
Organism: Fraxinus pennsylvanica
Lineage: Eukaryota; Viridiplantae; Streptophyta; Magnoliopsida; Lamiales; Oleaceae
Source: the annotation of a GenBank genome assembly